GUGAUUUGCGUUGCAUCGACUAACGUAUGAUUAAGGUGUGGAAUGACGUCGGCAUGGCUAUAUGCAGAACCUGCCACAUGCCUGGCUAAGUAUAUGGUAAUGUUACAGGACCUGAAACAAUUAGUUGGACGCACCAUUAUAUCGAAGCAAAGCUUAGAUGAAGCUAGGGUUGCGGAAGCAUUCUCGGUGAUGGUAUUCUUGCUUUGCGGUUAUGGGCCUAACCGAUAUUUUCUUCUAAUCCUCGGAGCUUGUAAAAAUUGAAAGGUUGGCUGGAAGUUAUAAAUCAGGGAUUGGUAGGGU
Babjeviella inositovora NRRL Y-12698 is the source of this 300-nucleotide messenger RNA. RefSeq lists its product as uncharacterized. Bases 43 to 261 code for a protein of 72 amino acids. NCBI's taxonomy places the organism in Eukaryota, Fungi, Ascomycota, Pichiomycetes, Serinales. The transcript has a single exon. The record is from RefSeq and is a predicted model, not a curated record.